GUCAUUGUUUUAGUUUUAAACCGGAGUUAGCGGUUAGCUCACGCAUCUUUAGCUUGCACUACUACUAUAACUACUAAACGAAACAGUAUUUUACAUUAAAGUACCGUAGAAUUGUAAUACAUUUGUAUCAAAAAAUAAAUAUGGCCAAUAUCCGACAGUUUAUUCUACGCAGGGAGUAACGCGGGAUAAAAUGUAACUAUCGCAAAACAAGCUAAGUUCAGUUAGCGCUACUUAGCCAUUUUACAGCCAUGAGUUUGGCUGUCGGACGCGAACCCAGAAAGACUGCGGGGAACCGCAUGUCUAAAAUACUUGAUGCUGAAGAAGAGGAUGAGUUUUAUAAGACCACAUAUGGAGGCUUCCAAGACGAAUCAGGGGAUGACGAAUAUCACGGAGAACAUUCAGACACAGAGGAUGAGGUCGACAGCGACUUUGACAUCGAUGAAGGUGACGAGCCAGACAGUGACCAUGAGGAAGAUGCACCUCGGAGAAAAAGUCGGGUUGUCACUAAAGCUUAUAAGGAGCCUAUAAAAGUGACAAAACCAAAACCUAAAAAACCCAGUGAGGAGCACAAAAAGUCUGAAAAAACCAAAGUGGAGCUCAAAAGAAGGAUUCCACAAGAGUUCCAAGAUUUUGGUGAAUCUCGUAAGUCGGUGCGACAGUCGACCAGCGAACACACGAGGAAAACCAACCUGCGCUUACAGGAGCGUCAGGAUGCUCCUCGCAGACGGAGAGGCGCUCAUCGGGACCGACCGCUAACGCAAGAGGAACUGCUGGCAGAGGCGAAAGUAACUGCCGAGCUCAACAUCCGAUCUCUGGAAAACUAUGAGCGUUUGGAAGCAGACAAGAAGAAGCAAGUCCAUAAGAAGCGUCGUUUUGAGGGACCAACCAUUCGUUAUCACUCAGUCCUCAUGCCGCUCGUCUCCCAGUCCCUUCUCAAAGAAGAAAACGUUGACGUCGAAGGUUUGGAUCAGGAUGUUUCUCAGACGGCGCCACAAAAUCCCGCCACACCCUCCCAGCAGCCCACUGGAGGCCUGUGCUCCAGGACUUUCAUAACGUUCAGCGACGAAGAAGCUUUCGAUGCGACCUUCGCUCGCAGCGCCCAGUCAAGCCCUCAGCUCCCAGUCCAGGAGAUUUGUCCCGUCACCCACAAGGCGGCGCUGUACCGAGACCCGGUCACAGAUAUACCUUACGCCAACGCCCGAGCCUUCCGCAUUAUCCGAGAAGCGUACCGUAAAUACGUGGCAGCUCACGGGUUUCCAAACACUUCAGGAGGCGGGGUGGGAGGUGACUCCUCUGCCAUGAAGGGCGCCCGCCAGAAAAUGGUUGUUAAACAGACUGCUGUUGUAUAAACCUUGAUGCCACGUAGAUUGUAUUUAUGUUUUUUUUUUUUACGUUUACCUACCCUUCAUUCUUCAGUUGUUUAGUCAGAGGGUUUUAACUCGCCUCAUAUAAAUCAGUUUUUGGAUUUCCAUAAACGGCAGGGUGUCUGUCUUAUUAAUUCUGAAUGUAGGAAAAUACAUUUUUAAUUAUUUAGACCGGAUGAGGCAAAGUGCAUGAAA
This is a messenger RNA of Nematolebias whitei (Rio pearlfish), 1559 nucleotides long. It is a transcript of the gene vps72a, whose product is annotated as vacuolar protein sorting 72 homolog a. The coding region runs from base 249 to 1349 and encodes 366 amino acids. The transcript is spliced from 6 exons. Gene Ontology annotation, molecular function: ATP-dependent H2AZ histone chaperone activity. Lineage: Eukaryota; Metazoa; Chordata; Actinopteri; Cyprinodontiformes; Rivulidae. The record is from RefSeq and is a predicted model, not a curated record. Gene Ontology annotation, biological process: regulation of DNA-templated transcription; chromatin remodeling. Gene Ontology annotation, cellular component: nucleus.